AUGGUUCAUGCCUACGGUCCUGUGAUACGCGAAUCGAACGAAUUGGACUGCCCGCAAAUCUGUCCCGACGUACAAAUGCCCGUCGCCGACGAGGAGGGCAACAUGUACCCGAACGAGUGUUACAUGAAGCGCACAAAGUGCGAACAGAACAACGCGAAAACGGAGCCUCCUCUUUGGCCGACCAACAAUGGGCCCUCUUCCAAUUAG
Phytophthora nicotianae INRA-310 is the source of this 207-nucleotide messenger RNA. RefSeq lists its product as hypothetical. Lineage: Eukaryota; Oomycota; Peronosporomycetes; Peronosporales; Peronosporaceae. The record is from RefSeq and is a predicted model, not a curated record. The transcript has a single exon. Bases 1 to 207 code for a protein of 68 amino acids. Gene Ontology annotation, molecular function: protein binding.